CUUACUCCUCCAACCCACUCUUUUAAAUCCCCUUCCUUCACUCCCUCUCUCUCUCUCACUCUCUCUAUAGAGAAGAAGCAUGAGAAUGAGCUGCAAUGGCUGCAGAGUCCUCCGCAAAGGCUGCAGUGAAGACUGCACCUUGAGACCCUGCCUUCAGUGGAUCAAAACUCCCGAGUCCCAGGCCAACGCCACCGUCUUCCUUGCCAAAUUUUACGGGCGCGCUGGCCUAAUCAACCUCAUCAAUGCUGGCCCCGAUCACCUCCGCCCUGCAAUUUUCAGGUCACUGCUGUAUGAGGCAUGCGGGCGGAUCAUCAACCCGAUUUACGGGUCGGUCGGGUUAAUGUGGGGCGGGAACUGGGACAGGUGUCAGGAAGCGGUGGAAGCGGUUCUCAGCGGCUCGGAGAUCACCCAGAUCCCCAUCGAAGACGGCGGUGGGGCUGAGUCACACUCGAUUCCGCCUUUCAAGGGCUGCGACAUACGUCACAUCUCCAAGGAACCCUCGCCCGCGGUUCGCCGGGUCAAGUCCAGAAACAGGUUCAAGCGGACCGGACCGGCUCAGGGAAAUACUUCGGCCGGGAAUGUUGACUCGCUGGCGGAUGCCAUGGAGGAGCCGGAGAAGUUCAGCAUCUCCGGGUGGGGGUUUGAGGGGUCGGAGGGCGGCAGGUUCGAGCGGGCGGCGAGUCAUGGCUCGUCGUCGCUCGAAUCGGUCGAGCCGUAUGGUUUGGGCGAGGACAAACCGGUUGGGACCGGAAACGAGCUGCUGCUGGAUCUUACCCUGGGGUUUAGCGCAGGGGACCAGCCCAUCUCUCCACCGUGGAUGAGCACUCAGUAGAUGACGUGUAAGGAAGGAGGAAAGAAUCCGUUACGGAGCAUCUGUUUUUGGGGGUUUUGUUUAUCGUGAACAUUUUCAUAUUUUGGUUGUUUUUUGUUUUAUUGUCAGCUUUUUGGUUUUCGGAAAUCAAUAGGUUUCAAAAUCUAAGAUCUAAAUACAAGUGAUUUCCGCAUAGUCAUAAUAAUAAAAAUAUGUAUAGUGAGACAGGGAAAACAAGGACUGUCAAUUGGAGUUCAUCCAUCAUAUGUAUUUUCUCUAGAGGAUAUAUAUAAUUGGGUUUCACC
Messenger RNA from Cuscuta europaea, 1116 nucleotides. NCBI's taxonomy places the organism in Eukaryota, Viridiplantae, Streptophyta, Magnoliopsida, Solanales, Convolvulaceae. The record is from the annotation of a GenBank genome assembly.